UGUUUUAACUCUCAGCUGACUGAGGGUUCCUCACCGCCUUAAUGAACAAACACAGAUAAGAAUGCAGCCCCCCCCUUCUUCUGUGUGAGGGUCAGGUGACAGUUCUUUUUAGAGACAUUUCUUACAAAAUGAGAAGAAGGAAAACUGAUGCAAACGGAUACCCUGAACAAUGAGGUCAUAGUUUUUGUUCAUUUUUAUUUUUACACACUGUAUAAGGAAUUGUUUGGGCUGUAAUGGUCUGCGUAAUGACAGCCAAACCUUUUAUUCUAAAAGAUAAUAAAUCAGUCUGUAAAUAAAACCUUCUUACUGAGAUAUUUUUAAACAUCAGUGAACCUGCAUGGAGACGGUCUGCGCACUCUUCCAUGUCUCAGCUUGAACUCAUAGAAUGUCAUUUCAAGUGUCACUUUGACUUCUAAUGAAUUGUUUGGUUUAUUCGUGCAUGUUUUUUUAUUAUUGUUCUGUUGGAAUCAAAAUAUUAUCAUCUGUGAUUUUAAAGUUUUGGAUUUCUUUUGGAUUUAUUUAAUUUAUUUAAAUUUAAAUUGUUGCAAAGUUCAAGCUUCAUUUAUCUAGAAAUGUGUCUGUAGACCAUGAAGAAAAAAACAGAUACAAAGUGUUACUUUAUCAGAGGAAUAGUUUUAAAUAUUAGUGUUAGAACCUCUCUGAUCUCCUGACGCUGCCCAGUUUCUGCCACGCAUCAUUAAAGUCCGCUCAUGCGCGCAGCUGUGCGCGCCCGGACAGCAGGAGGUGUCGCAUCAAGCGGGACUCCUCUGUUCCGGACAGAAUGACAGAGCUGCUGAGCCUCAACUCCACGUCCCCCUCGAACUGGUCUGCGGAGGAGAACCGGUUCCGAGUCCUGGAUGAGCUGGAUUUACCGGCAGAGGGCUCUGUGAACGUGCGCAUCUUGGUCUGCGCCGUGUAUGCGCUGGUAUGCGUCACCGGGCUGGCUGGAAACCUGUUGGUGUUCGUCCUGAUGACCACGCGCAUGGCCAGGAGAAAGUCUUCAAGCGUGAACCUGCUCGUCUGCAAUCUGGCGGUCACAGACUUCCAGUUCGUGCUGACUCUGCCAUUCUGGGCGGCGGAGACGGCGCUGGAUUUCAGCUGGCCGUUCGGGGACGCCAUGUGCAAGAUUGUGCUGUCAGUGACCGUGGUCAACAUGUACGCCAGCGUCUUCUUCCUCACAGCCAUGGGCGUCACUCGGUAUCUGGCCGUGACCUCCGUGCUCCAGAGAAGCCCCCGGCGGUGGGGCUGCGCGGUGCGCUGGGUGGUCGCUGCGCUCUGGGCCUGUGCCCUGCUCGCGGCGCUGCCUACCGUCAUCUUCUCCGCCGCGAGGAGCGUCUCCGGGGAGCAGCUGUGUCUCCUCAGCUUCCCGGCGGGUCCAUCGUGGUUGGCGCUGCACCACCUUCAGAAGGUCCUGGUGGCAUUUUUGAUCCCCAUGCUCGUCCUGACGGUGUGCUACCUGCUGCUGCUGCGCUCUUUGCGCCUCCGCAGCAGGCAGCGGAGGCGCGGCUCCACGGUCACGCGCUCGGUUACCGUCGUGGUGCUCUCGUUCUUCAUCUGCUGGAUGCCGAAUCAGGCCAUAACUUUCUGGGGAGUUCUGGAGAAACUCCACGUGGUUCGCCUGGACAAGACAUAUUACUUCGUGCACACGUACGUGCACCCGCUGAGCGUGUGCCUUGCGUACACCAACAGCUGCCUGAACCCGCUGCUGUACUGCCUGAUGCGCCCGGACUUCCGGGAAAAGAUGAGGGAGCUGUUCUGGAGGCGUUUGGGGCCAACGCCCGGGACAAGUGGAGUGGAGCCGGGGGGGCGGGCCGCCGUCCCGCUGAACAACGACAACUCCCAGCUCUCCGGUUCAAUUGCGCGCAGCCACACGGAUGCGCUCCAGAGGCUGAGCCGGCUCUGACUGCAGCGCGCAGCCUCCAGCUUCUGUCAACACUGUGAUGACAUUUGCGAUCAGAUUCAUUAGUUUAGUGAUCAACAAACAUUAGGGCGUUUCAUGGCAUUCAUUUCAUAGGUUCAUUCAUGAACUGCAGGGAAAACGUCGUAAAUGAUUUUCCUUGUUUAUAGCUUCAUGCUUAAGGAACUUGUCUAUGAAGACUCAUUCAUCCAGGUUGAUUCCAUCAUAGUAGUAGGUUUAGAUGCUGUCAUCUGGACUUAGUUAUUAAAGUUAGAAUUCUAAGUACUAAGUCCAGAUGACAGCCCCUAAACCUACUAUUGAGUUUAGGAAAUUAGAACAUUCAUAACCCGCAGGCGGGUUUUUUCUGUACUCAUUAGUUCUGUAGCUGACUCUCAGGAUCUUUCUGCUCCUUUACUGUUACAGUGGAUUCGAUUCCAGCUUUAAUUUGGGAUCCAUCUCAAAGAGAGCAGAUUACACCAUUGGUGAAAACCUGCACCAGGGCGGUUGGGUGAAGACUCACCAGCUUUACAAAUAGGACUUGAAAGCUGCAUAUGUCUCGUAUCAAACAAAACAUUGCAGAUCAAGCUGCUUUACCAAUAAACUGUUGAUUCCGUCCUCUACAGCUUGAUUUGCUAUUGUCUUUGACUUACCAAAUGUAAAUUAAAAACAUCAGAGCAACUCACGGACUGUCCUUAGUGAAGGACAGAGUUUAUUACAUGAAUGAGGAAUAUUGUGCAGUGUUCUUUUUUAACUGGCAUAAAUAUAGGAAAAGCACAUUGAAUCAAUGUUUCAAUUAAUCGUCCCUUGGCUUUAUAAAACCAUUCUCUGUGAAGGUCUCCUCGUGCCUGUGACUCAGAACCACACAGAUACAUUAACUGUUUCUCUGAGCUCUGGUUGGGUUUUUUCAGAAACGUUGGUAAUGGAAACAGAUAUUCCCCAAAUGACAAAACUCAGACUGGAAAUCUUCAAGUUCAGCAGCGGUCAGUUUUUUAGAUCCAUGGUUCCAUGCUUUUAUUUUAGCUUUCUGCCUGACAAAAAGCUCUUUACCUCACAUUUUGCUUUUUAAAUACCUUACCCUGCCCCAAAUUUUUUUUAUUUCCUGGGUUGGGGGUUAGUCAUAGGGGUGGGGUCAAAAGGUCACCUGUUAAACUAGUGUGAUGAAAAGGGAUUUGUUUAUUCCCUCUAAUAAGCUAACAGGCGGGACAGUAAUGUUUCAAUUAAAUCUUCAGUCUGCACUGUGGGUUCAGUUCAAUUCAAUUUUAUUUUAUUUAUACAGCCCAAAUUCACCACAACAGUCGUCUCAAUGGGCUUCG
This is a messenger RNA of Oryzias latipes (Japanese medaka), 3210 nucleotides long. Its product is annotated as relaxin-3 receptor 1-like. Gene Ontology annotation, molecular function: C-C chemokine receptor activity; C-C chemokine binding. The record is from RefSeq and is a predicted model, not a curated record. NCBI's taxonomy places the organism in Eukaryota, Metazoa, Chordata, Actinopteri, Beloniformes, Adrianichthyidae. Gene Ontology annotation, biological process: immune response; positive regulation of cytosolic calcium ion concentration; calcium-mediated signaling. Gene Ontology annotation, cellular component: membrane; external side of plasma membrane.